Molecule: messenger RNA, 1958 nt
Organism: Bolinopsis microptera
Lineage: Eukaryota; Metazoa; Ctenophora; Tentaculata; Lobata; Bolinopsidae
Exons: 12
Coding region: 40-1785 (581 amino acids)
Cellular component (GO): lysosome
Molecular function (GO): cysteine-type endopeptidase activity
Source: RefSeq, a predicted model, not a curated record
AGCGACAAGCUAAGAAUAAGUCUAACAUCCAGAAACUAGAUGAUGGAACUGUCACCUUUGAAAACAGCAGUCCUGUUCCUGGGACUGAUAACGUUGCUUCCUACUGCUCGCGGAGGAGUUACGAUAAAAAGAGACACUUUGUUCGCCAAUACCUUGGAGAAAUGGAACGUCAAAAUCCGAGACAGACGUGAUUUAAGUGAGAGGUACGAUCGUUUUAAAAGAGCAGUGGAUUCGGUCGAGAGAACCACUUCAGGGAUAGUACUGAGAAGUCUGAACUCCUUCACAGUUAUGAACAACGAAGAAUGGGAGACAAUAGCGGUCCCAAUCUUAAGAGAGAGCCUCAACAAUUCCACGGAUAAACUUGUGAGCGUAAAGAAACGAUCAACCGAAAGGCACCCUGAACAUCUACCCCACCCUAAACAUCUACCACUGGAGAACAACAACUGGGAGGAGGAAGUGGGCCUCGUCGCACCAGCAGAUCAAGGGAGCUGUGGAGCCUGCUGGAGCUUCCCCGACAUUGGAGCAAUGGAGGCAGUGAACACCAAACUGACCGGAGAACAUAAAGCAUUUUCGCAGCAAUAUUUCGUGGACUGUUCUUACAGCUACUCCGGCUGUGCAGGGGGUACUGUGAACUACGGCUUCAAACUCACCCAGCAGCGACAGUUCUUGCCGGCCUAUGAAGACUACCCUUUUACUGGAGAUUUUAACGGGUGCCCAUACACGGAUGACUUUAAAACCAUGAAGAACAAUGCCAUGACUAAGAUCUGGAUUCAAGACUACAUGCCCUUAGAAAAAAACGAGCAUGGCUUAAUGGAAGGACUGCUAACCUCUCCAGUUACUAUGGGUGUGACAAUCAGCGAGGAUCUGUUCGCUUACUCAGGAGGUGAAUUUGUGGAUGAAAACUGUGCGACAGCUGCCAAGCCUCACGCUCUUCUUCUAGUAGGAUAUACGGAGAAAACACUACGUGUCAAAGCAAGUUACGGAACUGACUUUGGAGAGGGAGGUUACAUCAACUACCUGCGUGGACACCCCUCACUUCACAACUGCCAUUUCUUUGAACAUGCUUACUCUGUGUUGGCAACGUAUAGGCGAGAUCUGGAAUACAAGUAUUGCAAUGACCAUAAGCCAACAACCCAUGCAAUAUGCCAGGAGUCUUGUCUUGCCAUGAACACGGAAACUGAAUCUGGAUGGAACUUGGCUGUCAUUCCAAGUCAUUAUCACAAUCAAAUCGUGGUUGAUAUGCUGAACGUUGACUUCCCGGGAAAAGCUAAUGAACUUUGGAUCGGACUUACUGGACAUGGAGAUGAUUUUUCUUUUUAUGACUGGGCAGACAACUUUACACCAGCUCACUUCAUUUGGAUGUCUAAAGAUGGGUUUGGAAGACGUUACGGGUUGAUCAUGCAAACAGAUGGAAAAUGGACUACUAAAGGAUCUGAGACAUACGAAACACGAGGACUCUGCAGCAGAGCAAUAAAUUGCUGGAACAUAGAAAAUGCUGUGAAGAAUGGUGCGGUGAAAUUCAACAAAGCUGACCUAUCUGAGGGCACGGUAGCAUCAGUGAAGUGCACAAACGGAUUGGAAGUGGAAGGAGCCAGCAAGUUGACAUGUGUCGGAGGAUUGUGGGACAGCGAGAUACCCCAGUGUGUUGAACCAGUAGCAGCACCAGUAGCAGCACCAGUCCUACUAAAGGGAGGCAGAAAAGGCAAAAAAAGUAAGGGAGGGAGAGCCAAAAAGGAAAGGAAACCCAAGGACAAAUUACAUAGAAGUAAAGGAGAACUAGAGUAGGAGAUGUUUAAAUUAUAAAGGGACCAACGAAGAAAAGAGGAGAAGGAAAUAGAAGGGGAAAAAUGGAAGAGACAAUUGACAUAUUAUUUGAAAAGAAAAAGCCGUAUUAUAAAAUUCUUCCGUCCUGAUUUUAGUCUUGUUAUACAUAUUAUUGAAACGUAUAAAAUUUCGUG